AUGGAAUAUCUUUCCGGACUUUCGCAAAAGGAAAAUGUUCGCGCCGCCUGCAAAAAGUGUGGUUUUCCGGGACACCUAACGUAUCAGUGCCGGAACUACCUGACGCUUGACCCACUAAGUCACGCGGUCGUGCCGAGCCAACAGCGUCCCGGUAGUGAAUCACCAGAACAAAACUAUCUCACCCCGCUGCAGGAACUCAGAAAACAGGAAGAGGAAGAGGAGGCCCGAAAAGCGGAAAAGACUGAGCGCAAGGAACGUGCACGCAGGGCUAAGGAGGCACGGAAGGAGAAAAGGAAACGCAAACACCGCAAACGUUCCCGAUCACGGUCCAGCUCGAACAGUUCCGACGCAAGUGAUACGGACAGUAGCGGUAGUAGUGGUAGCAGCAGUGAUGGUAAACAUAAAAAGAGAAGUAAAAAACGGCUAAAGAAAAAACUGAUGAAGAAACGUAAAAAGUCCAAAAAGGGAAAGCACAGCCACAAGCGAAGAGGUCAUGAUAGCAGUUCGGAUAGUUAA
Anopheles marshallii is the source of this 516-nucleotide messenger RNA. Its product is annotated as protein SREK1IP1. The coding region runs from base 1 to 516 and encodes 171 amino acids. NCBI's taxonomy places the organism in Eukaryota, Metazoa, Arthropoda, Insecta, Diptera, Culicidae. The transcript is spliced from 2 exons. The record is from RefSeq and is a predicted model, not a curated record. Gene Ontology annotation, molecular function: zinc ion binding; nucleic acid binding.